GAGAAGCAGCCGUGAACCAUGCCGCCCACCAAGCAGCGAAUGCGCCAGCGCUUCGGGCCCAGCCAGGACUACCUGCUCGUCGUGCAGGUGAACACGGACCAGCCGUUCCGCGCGCCCUACGGCGGGCUCAUGGCCGGCUGGGAGAAGGUCGCCACGACCCUCAACGGCUGCAGCGCCUUCAAGAUGCACCACCUCAAGGGACCCAUCGCCAAGAACCGCUUCGAGCGCCUCGUGGGGCGCCACCGCGAGUGGGUCAAGAACGGCAGCCACCCGGGGGACGCACCCUCGCAGGACGCCUCCUUCCAGAGCGUCAUGGCCGAGCUUAUUCCCAAGCUGGACGCCGCCGAGGCCGAACCGCCGUCGCAAAAUCUGGGCAAGCGCGGCCGCCCCAGGAAGAUCCGGCCGGAGGACGGACCCGCGGAGAAGAAGCCGGCACUGCAGGCCUCGCAGGUGGCUAUUGCGCCGUCCCCGCUGGGUCCGCAGCCGUCGUCGUCGUCCACUUCCCUCCUCGUGGAUUCCGAGGACCAGGCGCUGCCUAUUGUGACCAAGGCCACCCGCCAACGGUUCACGCCCGGAGACGACCUCUUGCUCGUCAAGUACGUGAAGGAAUCGCUGCCUUUCCGCGCCAAGUUUGGCGCGAUCUCUUCGGCCUGGGAAGACGUGGCGAACAAGCUUGACAACAGCCCCGACUUCUCCAAGGACAAUAUUAAGGGCCCGAUCGUUCGCUAUCGCUUCGAGAACCUGGUGUCCAAGUACCGUGAGCGCGUCAAGCGCAACAGUGGGCGCGUUGUCGGCCCCAAGGGCGCCCCUGCGGGUGAACUUGAAGUACUCAUGACGGAGCUGGUCACGCUCCUGGAUGGUGGAGACCCCGUGAGCGCCGCCCUGCUUGCCCAAAACGUGGCGAUCGCGACCGGAGCGGUCAACGCGGUGGCAGAACGUGAGAAUCAGCGCACGGCUACAAGCCAAGACGAGGACUCUUCGAGUAGCACGAGCGAACCGUCCUCGCCAGUUCCCGCCCCGGCUUCGGCUGCGACCCAGAGCUUCAUCACCCCCACAAGCGAGCCCGAGCCGGCAUCAAGUGCUUCGUCAAGUGCCCCGCCCAAGACGUUGAAGACGGCGGCGAUUUCUGCGGUCUUGAAUGACAUUGACCCCUCAAACAUUGCUGAGCUGAAGGCGCUUCUGCAAGAGAUGGUGGAGCAGCAGGCGCGGGCUACGGAGCAGAUGCUGCUGCAGCAGCGCGAAGAGCGCCGUCUCGAGGCGGAGCGGCGAGAGCGGGAGCUUGAGGUCGAGCGUGAGGAGCGCGAGAAGGACCGCCAGGCGCUGACGGCCACGGUGAUGUCGGCGAUGAAGACAUUCCUCGAGCAGAACGGCCGCAAGGACUGAGCGAGGGUUUGGAGGGGGAGAGUUUGUAGUUGGUAAAUCGGCGCUAUCUUCUUAGGAAUUCUUUUAGCAC
Molecule: messenger RNA, 1453 nt
Organism: Phytophthora sojae
Lineage: Eukaryota; Oomycota; Peronosporomycetes; Peronosporales; Peronosporaceae
Exons: 1
Coding region: 19-1383 (454 amino acids)
Source: RefSeq, a predicted model, not a curated record